Suillus subaureus is the source of this 849-nucleotide messenger RNA. RefSeq lists its product as uncharacterized. The record is from RefSeq and is a predicted model, not a curated record. The annotation marks the transcript as partial. The transcript has 6 exons. NCBI's taxonomy places the organism in Eukaryota, Fungi, Basidiomycota, Agaricomycetes, Boletales, Suillaceae.
ACUAUCCCGCUAAGCACUCUUAGCUUUUUGUUCUCCAUCUCCUUCGCGCACGUUCUCCUCACUUCCUUCAAUCGCCCCCCACUGCUACUAUGCUGUCCAAAUCCCUCGCACUUUUUGCUGCCUUUGCUGCUAUCGUUCCCGCGUUUGCUGCCCCCCUUCCUGAGCAACUCGCUAACGUUGUUGCUGUUGUUGAAAACGUUGGCGACGAUGCUAAAGUCAAUGUACUGACUCGUGGUCCCGCUGCCUUCGAGGAGGUCGCCAGAAGACUUGAACUCUCCGGACGAGACAGCGGAUGCAGCCUUGCUGACGUCGACAUUAUUAUUUCCAAUGUGCUUAACAAUGCCACGAUUAAUGUCUUGUCUCCAUCUAAGCGCGGCGGCUGUGAUAUUCUCGGACUUACUAUUGAGGUCACUGAUGUGUUGAACAACCUUGACGUCAACGUUCUCAGCCCUGGAAAGUCCAAGCGCAGUGAUUUCACACUUGCUCAACUUGAAUCGCUCGUCACUAGCGCAGCGCAAUCGAAAUCCAAGACGUCUCGCUCAGCGGCUGACAAACGUGGACUUGUCGAUGUCACCGCGGUAGUAGAUGACGUUCUCAACAACCUCGAUGUUAAUGUCCUGACCAAGCGUGGUGAUUAUACCGUGUCUCAAGUUGCCAACGGUAUGAUACGUGCCUAUCUCUGUUACCGCCAGAUUUUGACUUUACAUCGUAGCCCUUCUAAACGCUCUCAAUAGCCGGGCGUCGAAGCGCUCAGGCGAAACCCCUGGCGUCAGCGAUCUUACUGAACUGGUUCUUGACGAGCUAAAUGCUCAGAAAGCUGCUAAGCGCGCUGAUUAAGCUACUAUCGCU